AUGCAUCUGACCUCCACCCUCCUUGCUGGCGCCGUCGCCGUCGCCUCGGCCGCUGCCGAUAACAACUAUCUCGGCUUCAACUCGGGCGCUACCCUCGCCGACCGCUCCGCCAAGUUCAAGAAGGAUUUCGAGGCCGAGUUCAAGACGGCCCAGGCCCUCAACGGCGCUCCCGGCAAGUUCAACGCCGUCCGCCUCUACACCAACAUCCAGGCCUACGCCACCGACGACCCUAUUGAGGCCUUUGAGGCCGCCAUCGACACACAGACCUACAUGCUACUCGGCAUCUGGGCCUCGGGCGCCGCCGACAUCACCAAGGAGGUGACCGCCCUUCAGAAGGCCGUCGACAAGUACGGCUCCAAGUUCACCGACCUCGUCAUCGGCAUGUCCAUUGGCUCCGAGGAUCUCUACCGCAACUCCGUCACCGGUACCAAGAACAAGGCCGGCCUCGGCGCUGACCCCGAGGUCAUCGUUUCCUUCAUCAAGGACUACAAGAAGGCUUUUGACGGCGGCGCCCUCGCCAAGGUCCCCAUCGGCCACGUCGACACCUGGGACGCCUGGACCAACAGCUCCAACAAGGCCGUCAUUGACGCCGUCGACUGGAUUGGCGUCGACGAGUAUCCCUACUAUGAGAACGGCAAGGGCAACGACAUCAAGAACGCCGGCAAGCUUUUCGACAAGGCCUACGACGCCACCAAGGCCGUCGCCAACGGCAAGCCCGUCUGGGUCACCGAGACCGGCUGGCCCGUCACCGGCGAGAAGUGGGACGAGGCUGAACCCUCGGCCGAGAACGCCAAGUACUACUGGGACGAGGUCGGCUGCCGCCAGCUCUUUGGCAAGACCCCGACCUUCUGGUACAACCUCCGCGACUCCAACCCCGACAACACCAUGAAGUUCGCCAUCACCAAGGACCUGAGCACCACUCCCCAGUUCAACCUCACCUGCCCGACCACCUUUGACACCGACAGCAAGGACUCGUCCUCGUCCUCCAGCUCCGCCUCCAGCACCCCCACCUCGCGCUCCAACGGCUCGACCUCGGUCUCGUCUCCCACCAGCACCGGCUCCGGCUCCGGCUCGACCGGCUCGACCGGCGCCACCUCCGCUGCUGGCUCCUCUGGCGCUGGCGCCAGCGCGUCGGCUCAGGCCGCCAACAACAACAAGGCCUCUGGCGUCGGCAAGGUCGCUGCCUCGAGCUCCGUUGCUGGCAUCCUGGCGCUCGUGGGUGCCUUCCUCCUGCUGUAA
Messenger RNA from Cordyceps fumosorosea ARSEF 2679, 1239 nucleotides. RefSeq names its product GPI-anchored cell wall beta-1,3-endoglucanase. NCBI's taxonomy places the organism in Eukaryota, Fungi, Ascomycota, Sordariomycetes, Hypocreales, Cordycipitaceae. The coding region runs from base 1 to 1239 and encodes 412 amino acids. Gene Ontology annotation, cellular component: extracellular region; fungal-type cell wall; cell surface. The record is from RefSeq and is a predicted model, not a curated record. Gene Ontology annotation, molecular function: glucan endo-1,3-beta-D-glucosidase activity; 1,3-beta-glucanosyltransferase activity. Gene Ontology annotation, biological process: carbohydrate metabolic process; cell wall organization. The transcript has a single exon.